This is a messenger RNA of Notechis scutatus (mainland tiger snake), 919 nucleotides long. Lineage: Eukaryota; Metazoa; Chordata; Lepidosauria; Squamata; Elapidae. The record is from RefSeq and is a predicted model, not a curated record.
CAAGGAAGGAAGGAAGGAAGGGAGGGAGGAAGGAAAGAAGGAAGGAAGGAAGUCAUUUAGUUCAGCAGUGCUCAAUUCCAAAGAAACACACAGAGUUCUGUUGUAAAUUUGCCUACCUUUAACAAUGGAAAAAAAUAUAGCCUCCAUCUUGAUUUUGGUUCUUGCUGUCUUGAAUACUCUGGCUAAAGAAACUACUACUAAAGAUGGAAGAAAAGACCCAAAAGAACCCAAAGAGACCCAUCCUAAACUUCCACAGACUCUUUCAAGAGGUUGGGGCGAUCAACUAAUCUGGACUCAGACUUAUGAAGAAGCUCUUUUUAAAUCCAAAACAAGCAACAAGCCUAUAAUGGUCAUCCACCACUUAGAAGAAUGCCCACAUAGUCAAGCGUUGAAGAAGGUAUUUGCUGAACACAAAGAUAUACAGAAAUUGGCUGCAAGCUUUGUUCUUCUUAAUCUUAUUUAUGAAACUUCAGACAAACAUCUUGCACCAGAUGGUCAAUAUGUGCCCAGAAUUUUGUUUGUAGAUCCUACGCUAACUAUUAGAGCAGAUAUUACUGGAAGAUAUUCCAACCGUCUCUAUGCUUACGAGCCUCAAGAUGCCCCGCUGUUGUACUCAAAUAUGCAGAAAGCUCUGAUUCUGCUAAAGACAGAAUUGUGAAGAAAGAAAAGUGGUCUACUCUCAGAUCUUCUGCUCUGACAGUCCAAAUAUGCUUAGUUUUUUCCUCCUAAUUAAAGCAUCCUGGACUUUGGAUUUGCAUAGGGUAUGGUUUGCUAAUAUGCAACCUUUUAAAACCAAAACUAUGUUAUAAAUAUUCAUUUAUAAUGUUAUGACAUUGUAUUGAUUGCUUUUUUAAAAUAAUACUAAAAUAUGCUAAAUCAUGAUUUAAAAAUAAAUCUACAUUACAUCUUUACCAAAAAA